This is a messenger RNA of Acaulospora morrowiae, 352 nucleotides long. The record is from the annotation of a GenBank genome assembly. NCBI's taxonomy places the organism in Eukaryota, Fungi, Glomeromycota, Glomeromycetes, Diversisporales, Acaulosporaceae.
AUCCAACUAUAAUGACAAUGAGCUAAGCAAAGGUAACAAAUUCAACAAGGUCAGAGAAACGGCCACCCAACCAUAUUCCACCUCUGUAAAGAAACCCAAAACACAUGUCGAAAAACAGAAAACUAGCAUGAUUUCAAUUAACACCGGCAACAUACCAACAGAAAUGACAGAAACUACUUCUCCACAAGAAUCAAACGAUAGAGCCCCCAGCGAAAACUGGACGGAAAUGACGGAAAACGAGAACACCAACCAGGAAAGUGACAGGGAACCCGCAAGAUCAGACGAAUUCGACACUGACAUAGACAGCGAAUCAGAACUGGGCAGAGAAACGGACGGCACAGGCUGGUCCAUG